AUGAAGUACCUGGCUGCUAAGGGCAAACUGAAGCCUCCCAAUCCCAAGCCCUAUCUACGAGAGAACCAGGUCCAUCAGGCACAGAGUCCUGCCCAACCCAGACUCAAGCCAGGUCCUAGAUUCCAGACACAACCCCAGACUACAGGGGGGGUCCUGCCCCAGGAAAGGAGAAGGCCGGCAGCACAAGAGGAGAGGAUGAGGAAGCUGGAGGAGUGGCGUCAGGCUCGGGGCAGGUCCUAUCUGCCCCCCCCCCCCCAGAAGCAGCCCCCCACCAAUCCUUUUUCUCACUGGCGCUCCUUCUGGACAGCCAUCGAGGAGGAGGAUGACAUCAACAGCCUGGUCACCAGCAUGGAGAGCGCGCUGACAGACUGCCUGAGACUGGAGCAGGAGGCCUGCCCAGCGGAGGAGGUGUCUGCAGUCCUGGAUCGCCUGCCGCUGGCCGAGCGCUUCGCCAAGUUCUGGAUCUGCAAGGCGUGGCUGAUGGAACGGCAGGGGAACUGGGAGAUGAUGCCACUGUUCAAGGAGGCAGUGGAAGAGUUCCAGACUGUACUCUCCGAGAUCCUGAAGAGGAAGAAGAAGCAAGAGGAGGAGGAGGAGGAGUCCAAACCUGCAGUGCGCUUCCACCCCGUCCUGGAGGAGGUGGAACCCCAGAGCCGUGAGGAGGGGUCGGAGGUCAGGGAAGGGGUCCCUGCUGACCCCAUGACCCCCAAGGUCGUAAGCGCCAGGUUUCGGACAGAGAAAGACGGCUCUUCUGUGGUGAAGUACCGGAUCACUGCCACACCAGGCAGUAAGGAUGCGUGCCGGUCAGAGCCCCUCGUCCUGGACGGUCAGAAGCUGCGUUUCUUCACCCCGGUGUGCCGCUUGGUCCGAAUCGAGCGCGCCUCCUGUCGCCUGUCCCCCGUGCUGCAGGACCACGACCCCUGCGUGACCUCCUUCCAGCUGCUACUGGAGCUGGAGGCUGGAGGUGGGGGGGGGGGGGCCGUGUUCGUGUACCGAGAAAACACCGCGCUGCAGGGGAAGGUACACAUCCAGUACAUUGAGGAAGAGGGGGAGGACGACGGGGAGGGCUCCCCACACACCAGCCACUCUCCCCCCUCCCGAGCCAGCUCCAGUGAACUCUACACCAUGGACUGA
Messenger RNA from Acipenser ruthenus (sterlet), 1134 nucleotides. RefSeq names its product cytoskeleton associated protein 2-like (gene ckap2l). Gene Ontology annotation, cellular component: centrosome; mitotic spindle; cytosol. The record is from RefSeq and is a predicted model, not a curated record. Lineage: Eukaryota; Metazoa; Chordata; Actinopteri; Acipenseriformes; Acipenseridae.